Molecule: messenger RNA, 6877 nt
Organism: Acanthoscelides obtectus
Lineage: Eukaryota; Metazoa; Arthropoda; Insecta; Coleoptera; Chrysomelidae
Source: the annotation of a GenBank genome assembly
GUUGCUUUUAUGCUUGUUUUGAGGGAAUUCUGUAUGGUCCAUCUGGCAACGCCGACUCCGUCGUUUCCUGUCAGUGAGGAAAAUAUAGGUUAUGGUUACAUAAACAAAUUAACAAUCAAGAAUGAUUUUAACGCAAAACGUGCUAAAUAUCAGCAUACUGAGAACGGCGUCUAAUGUGACUGUAAAUUCAAGCAAAAAUUUUGCGACCAAUAAAACUGCUGUAAACAAGUCUAAAGAAUUGUAUCGAUAUUUGGUGAGGCAGUGUGCAAAAUUACCUGAAGGGGCCAACAAAUAUUAUAGGUUUAUGAUAAAACAGGUGAUACAAUUUAGAUUCAUGUAGAACCAAGCGAAACAUGGAUGUUUUUUAGAGUUUCAAGCAACACGUUAACGAGAAAGAUCCUGAGAGGAUAGAGCAGAUUAUUAGAAGGGCUUAUGAAGAUGCAGACUGGAUAUUGAAGAAGUACUUAGACGGUGGCAAUAAGAAGACAUAACCAUGUUUCAAGUCCCUCUAGCUACAAGUAGGGUAUGCUUUUCCCCAAUAACAUUUUGGGAAGUGAUUUCGCUGUACCACAACAGACCACACUUAGUGAAUCGUAAGUUAGCUGCAGUAUCACAGGUACUUUUGUUCAAUGUAGAUUUUCAUUGCAAGGGCAUAAAUCAUAUCAGCAGCUUAUUCACAAGACCUGCAAUACUGUAUGAACUACGCAGACUGAAAGAACUUAGCAGCAAAUAUUUAACUGAAGAAUUUGUAAGAAGUAUCAUUGAUUGCUUUGAUAAGAAUCUGAGUUUAGAAGCAGUAUCUGAUGCUGAGUUUGGCAACAAGUCAAAUGGAGUGUAUAUAUCAGUAAGGGUGCUUCUACCUCGCAUGAGAUCUUUAGAAAAAAGCCUGGAGGUUGUUAUUUUAGACAAAGAUACCAACAAGGCAGUAUUUCAUGCAGUAAGCGAAACAGGCAAAGUAUGCUUGGCACCACCUUUUCAGUAUGAGAUUGAGUUAUCAACAGGAGGAAUUAUGAGGUUGAAUAUUCAGAAUUUUGAAGAUGCAGAUUCUGCCUCGGCUAUGUGGCUUGCUGACAAGUUAUUUCCUAAGCUGUUGCAGUGGUCUGAAUGUGAUAUUGAUCAUAGAACUGUCACAUCUUUGUCCCUUAUACAAGCAGAUGAAUAUUGCAUGAAGUAUGCUGAACUGAAGACCAAAUAUGCAGAGAAGCUGGUAGAGGAUUGGCCAAAAAAGGCUGUAACGGACCCCCAAAAAUACAUAUUUGAAGACUUGGCCAUUGCAAGUUAUCUCAUAUGCGUAUGGAAAGACACACCAAAAAAAGAGAUAUGUUUUGUAGACUGUGGCUGUGGAAAUGGACUGCUUGUGUAUAUUUUGAAUCAAGAAGGAUAUUAUGGAUACGGCUAUGAUAUUAGGAGGAGAGAAGUUUGGGAUUUGUACACUGAAGAUACUCCUCUGAAGGUAGGUUCUGUAACACCAGAAUCUCGUUUUCCAGAUGCAAACUGGAUAAUCGGUAACCAUUCUGAUGAACUGACUCCAUGGAUUCCACUGAUUGCAUUGAAGAGUUCUCCAAACACCAACUUUUUCCUCCUGCCAUGUUGUCCAUAUGAUUUCAAUGGGCAGAAGUAUGCUAGGACUAAUACUGCACAGAGUCAAUAUUCUGAAUACCUGCUUUAUAUACAAGAUAUUUGCAAUAGGUGCGGUUUUGAUACAAAAAUAGACAAACUCCGCAUCCCCUCAACAAAAAGAACCUGUCUAAUUGGCACUAGACCAACUCCUUCGGACUCGGAAACAAUCAGGAACGUUGACAAGUAUGUAAAAUCUCGCAUGACGCAGAAGUUUACUGUCAAAGUCAACGUGGAACCAGUAAGGAACUGUACACAACUAGACAAGCAGUUGCUUCAACGUUUAGUGAAACUUGUGGUUGAUAUCCUUCUAGAACAACAGAAUUUUAUGAAAAAGUCUGAUGGUGAAACGUGGAAUAAAGGCGGUUCCGUUACUAUCAAAGAUUUGUCUCAGAGAAUGGAUAAGGAAGAUUUAUUAGCGCUCAAAAGUCAGUGUGGGGGCUUGCAGACUUUGCUUAGGAACCAUCGGUACCUAUUUGAGAUAGUUAAUGGUGGAGUGCAGCUGAGAGAACCGUUAAAGUUGAAUGAAGAUACCAAAAAAUAUCGAGAUAAACCUUGUUGGUUCCUGAAGAACCAUCCAGAUGGGUGUCUGUAUGAUGAACACUGUGCAUAUUUACAUACAUCACCUUGAUAUAUAAAUAUUGAACAUUUUUUAGCUACAGAGUCACACCAAAAGUUGUUGAUUCUUGUUCAUACCCAAAUACUUGCUUGUACUUGAUCUAUAGUCACAUCUGUGCUACUGUUACAUGCUGGAUUUCCCUAUUCUGAGCAAUAUUUUACAUACCAGGUCCUUCAAAUUCAGUCGUCACCAUUAGGAUAUCGGAAACCGCAAGAGAUACGGAGUCGGUUGAAUGGAAGCCAAGCUGCGCAUUUUGAUAACUAAGAAAAUGACACUUAGAAAGCUUCGCAAUUCAGAGUAUUUCCGGAGAUAAAAGUAGUAGUAGUAGAAAGAUUUAUUUAGCACAUUUGGCUACAUAAACAAAAUAAUUGUAAACAACUUAGAACUAGUAAAUCAAGCCAUAUGGUGUAUGAUGUAAAUGCUGGGCAACCUAUAAUUGUAGAUUUAACAAGUGAUUUCUCAAUUUUACUUUAAAUUUUGUCAAAGUUUUCUGGUCUUUUAUCUGCGAGUAUAAUUUAUUAUAUUCAAUCAACCCUUGAUGGAAUACAGAUUUGUAGCAUAUGUUAUACUUUUUGGUGAUUAAAUGGAAGUCAUCUUUAUUUCUGGUAUUAUGUAAAUGAUGGUCGACAUUUGAUGAUGUUAAAUUAGUUAGACUUGAUGAAAAUAUAUUAUUUUUUACUUUAUAAAUGAAUAUCAUUACAAGAUAUUUGAUAAAAUUUUUUACAUUGAGCCAUUUUAAUUUGCUAAUUGGAGUAUAUUUAUCUUUAUUUAGUAUUAUUCUCAUGCACUUAUUUUGUAAAAUUUGCAGUCUUUCAAAAAUGGAAUCAUUUGCUAAAUAUAGAAUAGUCCAACAGUACAAGAAAUUUGGAAGAAUGAUGGUAUUAUAGAUAAUUUUUCUGCUAUAUGAACUCAGACAUCAAGAAACUCUCGAUAAAUAUCCCACUUUACUACUAAUAUUAUUUAUAACUUUUUCAUAAUGAAUAUCAAAAAUUAAUCGAGAGUCAACAAACAAAAACAAAAUCUUCACCAUCAAUAGGUAUUCAGUUGAUCAUUUGUACAUUGUUUUUUCCGAUUAACAAGGCUUUAGUUUUACUUGCAUUUAAUUUUAGUCUGUUAGAUGCUAACCAUUUUGAGACAAGCUUCAAGUCUUCAUUUAUAUAAGAGAUACCAGACUGAAUAUUUUUAGUACUUCUAUAAAUCAUAGUGUCAUCGGCGAAAAUCUGAAUUUUGCAUACUUUUUGACUAUGGCAGGUAAAUCAUUUAUGUAUAAAAUAAAAAGAAGUGGUCCAGGAUACUGCCCUGUGGAAUACCCAAUUUUCAAUUUUUGAUGAAAUAGUGUCAUUAACUUUUGUAACUUGCAUCCUUUUAGACAAUUAAUUUCUAAACGAAUCUUAAACACUUCCUGUUAUACCAUAUGCCUUCAAUUUACCUAACAAAAUAUAUCUAUCAAUCAUUUCAAAUGCCCUCUUCAAAUCCAAAAAUACUGCUUCCGAGUCUAUGGCUCUUCUCCAAUUCUCAGUUACCAACUGGAAAGCUGUUUCUGUGGAAUAUUUUUUUCGAAAGCCUGCUUGCGCCUCCACUAAAAUUUUGUUUUCUUCUAUAAACUGCAUUAAUUGGUCAUGCACUAUGGACUCUAAUAAUUUUUCAAUAUCUGGUAACACAUUUACUGGUCUCAUAUCGCUGCAUCUUUUAGAAUUUUUUAUUUUGGGAACUGGUGUUAUUGUAGAGCAUUUCAAAUUUUCAGGAAAAUAACUGCUUCUCAGUGAACAAUUGAUCCAAUUUAAUACAGGAUAUCCCAAAAUUUCGAAACAGUUUUUCAGCACGUUUUUAGUAGUGAUUUCGGCACAGUUGUUAUUUGAUUUUAAACUGUUUACUUUUUUUCUUAGAUAAGUCAGUGAUACGCUGUGAAAUUUUGAAAGUGUAUGCAACAUUUCCCCCUGGAAACUGAUUUUCAUAUAGUCAGGUGCAGCAUUGGCAGUACCCACAAUAUCAACAAUACUUUCCACAAAAUAUUCAUUUAGUUUGUUUGCAAUCACCAAAGAAUUUGUUUCGGUACCGUUUUCGAAUUGAACUUGAUUUACACAAUCAUGCGGCUUCGAAUUGAUCAGUCUUUUUAAAGUCUUCCACAUCUUUACACUGUCGCACUUGUUAUUAUCGAUUUUUUUAUCGUAGAAUUUCCUUUUUUCUUCUCUAAUUACAUAUACACAUUUAUUCCUAAGAGUUUUAUAUACCUCCCAAUCAUCAUUUGAUUUUGUGAAUAUACAUGUAUUGUAUUGUUUGUCUCUUAAAUUUUGAGCUGCUUUAAUAUUCUUGUUAUACCAGGAUGUAUUUUUUGUCGAGCAAAUCACUUUUUUAUCAGUUGCAAGAUCUAAACAAGUUUUUAUAUUUCCUAUUAUGUUGUCAUAUAUUUUUUCCAUAUUCUCACCAAAAUUCCAAUAGCAGCCAGCAAGUUCUCGUUCAAGUUUUUCGUACUUAAUAGUAUUUACGAUUUUCUUAAUUUUUGUAUCAAAAACAUGCCCUACCAAGGGCAGCAUUGUCCAACUGUGAUCGCUAACUUUAAGUGUAUGUACAGCUUUAAUCCGUGCACAUUCGAAAUUUACAAUAACAAGAUCUAACAAAGUCUCUGAUAAUAAUGUUAUUCUGGUACUCUCUUCAAUUUUUUGCUUGAACCCAUAGUUGUUUAUGGUUUCUUUCAAUUUUCUUGUUUUCAAGCUUUUACCAUAAUAAUUUAAAAUCACCUAAAAGUAUUAUAUUGUUUCUAAAAUUCCACAUUUCUUCGCAUUUUUCAAAGAAACCCGAAUGUUCCCUAAAUCGUUUUUCUUGGCUGUAUUUGAGGUAAAAUAAAUUGGAAAUCAACAUUGCCACGGCACAGGUGGCAUAACUAGAAUUUCAAUAUGACGUUUUGUCUUUUACCCUCAGCAAGGAUGUCAUAUUGUAUUUUUGCACAGGUUAAAAAAACUGUUUAAUUCUGAUUCCAAAAAUGUAAAAUAUGUCAUACAUUGACACUGUCAAACUAAUAUUUUAACGACUAUUUAUCUAUCAACAAUAACAGCGCUAUUUCAGCACUACGCCGCCUCCGUGCUACAUGACACCUCAGCCAUAGGUUAAUGUUAUUUGAGAUACAAGACAUGUGUUUAGAUAUGACGGAUAUCAAAUGUGUUGAGUAACCUGCAACACCAUCGAAGCUCUUACUCCUGACUGUUUCUGUUGAUAUCUUAACAUUAUGCUGUUAUCCAUUCAUUCAUUACCACGAGGGCGGUUCAAUAAGUACCCGUGUUAGAAAUGAAGACACUAUUUUUUCAAAAAAAAAAAAUUAUUAUUUUUCAACAUAGUCCCCUUUUAGAAAGAUACGCUCUUUUCUCAACGUUCCUGCCAUUUUUAACCCUUCUAAAAAAUAGGAUUUGUCGAACUCUCCAAAAUACGCCUCUGUCUCGGCCUCUGAUAGUUCGCGCACUUGCGUUCGUCGAUCAGCGAGAAUCAUGUCGUGAACUUUUUGAAUGAUUUCCUCGGUAACGACGUCUGCCGGGCGUCCUGGUCGAUCCUCAUCAAAAACGGAUGAUCCCCACGUUUAAAUUCGUUAAACCAAUAUCUAAGAGUGGUCAUAGAUGGCGAAGUGUCCCUCUUAACAGCAUCCAAUUUUGCUUUUAUCUCCUCGCAUUUUUUCCCAUCCAAAAACAAAAGGCGAAUUACCGAACGAUACUGCUCUUUUUCAUCACGAAAUACCUGUUACUCGAAUGGCUGUCAAAUCCAAACUAACCUUUCAAUCACUUUGAAAUUUGUUGUGCCGUCGUUUCAUAGAUGGCAGCACAUGACGAUAACACGAACUUCCCUCAGGAACGUAAAAACAAUAUGAAAAAUUUAGCUUUGUCUUGUUCGUCAUCCUCUUAAGAACAAAUAUAGGAACAAUACUUCCUUAGAAGUUUCUUGUAAUAUCAAUCUAUGUCAUAUGAUAUGUAACAUAUCACAUUAUUAAAAUCGUAAAUAGGUAAUGUUAACGUAUGCCUAGCUCAUAUAAACAGGAGGAAUGCUUGGAUAAUUAUAUGAAACCAAUGACUAUAGCUUCAAGGCCUACUUAGAAAACACUAUUUUUCAUAUAACUAUAGUUUUAAAAUAUUAAACAUAUUAUACAGAUUUGUAAUUAGAAUCUAUGUACUUGUGCAAACAUCCAACAUAUCGUGCAUAAGAAAAAAAUAAACGAAAUAUUAUAUUGAAAUUCUAAUAAUGCUACCUUGUAGAGGAGAAAAAGUGGAAUUCCCUUUUCAAAUAGGGUCAAGCAAACGAUUUUGGGAAUAUUCAUUUUUUUCUAAUUGACAAUUUUAUAUCAAAAUAAGACAACGCAAAGUGCCCUCUACAGCACAGUCGGCCAACCGUGUACCGUGGUUCAUGCUUUUUGGCAAUCAUCAACUCAGUCUAGGCUUGGUACGCAGUUGGUCUGUGGUUGGACAAAAGCAGUAUUUUGAACAUUACCUAAAUGCCCAGCUUUGCCGCCAUUUAACCGACAUAGAAUCUCUUACCGUUUUGGAAAUUCCAAUGGUGAGAGUCUGAUUUCAAACAUACGGUGCACUUUAGUAACAUCCAAUUUCAACGUUGUUGAUUCAUAGUGGAAAAUUUGUAUGAAUAUUUUUAUCAGUAACAUGUACA